Humulus lupulus (European hop) is the source of this 1855-nucleotide messenger RNA. RefSeq lists its product as uncharacterized. The transcript has 4 exons. The record is from RefSeq and is a predicted model, not a curated record. Gene Ontology annotation, molecular function: catalytic activity. The coding region runs from base 139 to 1653 and encodes 504 amino acids. Gene Ontology annotation, biological process: GPI anchor biosynthetic process. Gene Ontology annotation, cellular component: endoplasmic reticulum. Lineage: Eukaryota; Viridiplantae; Streptophyta; Magnoliopsida; Rosales; Cannabaceae.
CAGACAUAACAACACCAUACAUCAUUCUUUCAUGCCAAAGUUGCUCUUUGAAAAUUCUCUCAAACUUUUCAUGGUGAUUUUUGAAGAAAAAGGAGAAGAACUAAGAGCUUCUUUGUGACCCAAACCCAUUCUCCCACAAUGUUUAAACUCCUCAACCGGAACCUUCGUCUUCUGUACUCACGUUUCCGAUGGCGGAUUCGCCGCCGGUCAAAACCCAAAGUCAUUAUCAGGAGGUUCGGAAAAUCGAGCUCCAAACCUCACGACCGAGCCCAAACGGAACCAACCAGGGUUUCUGGCUCAGUGGCAUCGGCUGCGGUACACCCAAAUGGUCAUUUAGGUGAAUCGACGACGACUAUAACGUCUGUACGGGUUGCGACGUUUAACGCUGCCCUGUUUUCUAUGGCUCCAGCGGUACCCAAGAUGGCAAACUUCGACGACGAAAACGGCGACGUUUUAAAGACUAGGAGCCUCAAUUUACGAACCAAGUCAGCUAAUGACCGACCUAAGAGUAUUCUCAAGCAAUCUCCAUUACAUCCCAAUUCCAUAAAUAUUACUAAUAAUAGCUCUGAAAAUCUCUCUAAGCAACAGAAGUUCACGAAAUCGAAAUUGAGGGUUUCGAUUAAUUUGCCAGAUAAUGAGAUUUCGUUACUGCGAAAUAGGAAAUUAAGCUUCGCGGAAGAUGAGAGUGAGAGAGAGAAAGAGGGUUCUUCUUCCAUCACUAGAUUUCUCAGAGGGAAAGCUCCAUUGAGAUCGAGUGUGAGCUUUUCCGGCAGUAUUGACCAGGGUGGAGAUGGAGAUGAUGCGUUCAGAAGCAGAAGGACUGUGCUGGAAGUUUUGAAAGAGCUAGACGCUGAUAUAUUAGCUCUGCAAGAUGUGAAAGCAGAGGAAGAAAAAGCCAUGAAACCCUUGUCAGAUUUAGCUUCGGCUUUGGGUAUGAGCUACGUUUUCGCCGAGAGUUGGGCGCCGGAAUACGGCAACGCCAUCUUGUCAAAGUGGCCCAUUAAGCACUGGAAGGUUCAGAAGAUUUUCGACGACACUGAUUUCAGGAAUGUUCUGAAGGCCACAAUUGAUGUUCCUCAAGUUGGAGAAAUUAACUUCCACUGUACCCACCUUGAUCACCUAGAUGAAAAUUGGCGCAUGAAGCAGAUAAACGCCAUAAUUCAAUCCAAUAACGAGCCCCACAUCUUAGUUGGAGGCCUCAACUCCCUUGAAGAGACAGAUUACUCACAAGAAAGAUGGUCUGACAUUGUAAAGUACUAUGAAGAGCUAGGAAAGCCCACGCCAAAGGUCGAAGUAAUGAAAUAUUUAAAGAGUAAAGAGUACACAGAUGCUAAGGAUUACGCUGGAGAAUGUGAGUCAGUUGUGAUGAUAGCCAAAGGCCAAAGUGUACAAGGGACAUGUAAGUAUGGAACUCGAGUAGAUUACAUAUUGGGUUCUCCAAACUCUUGUUACCAGUUUGUCCCUGGAUCAUACUCGGUCUUUUCAUCCAAGGGUACUUCUGAUCACCACAUAGUGAGAGUUGACAUAACAAAAGUAGAUAACAUUGGUCAAGAAAAUGUCAACAGAAAGAAACGCCAUACUAAGAAGAAAGUUGUAAAGAUAACAGGAUCUUCUCAAUCAAAAGGUAUAUGGAAAACACAUACGUUAGACUGAUAGAUUUUAAUUUGUUUGUUUUUAGAAAUUAUAAAAAAAAUAUUAAUUAUAAUUUAUAGGGCCUAGUUUGUGUAUUUUUUUUAAAGUGAGAAGAGCAUCUGAUUUUGAAGCUGCUCUUGGCUCCUACGUUGUAAAUUGUCUACUGGAAUUCAUGAGUGCUAGCAGCAAUAGCAUGAUCUAUAUAUUACUCUCAUUUUCACGA